CGUCGCUGGGCGUGUCCUCUCGGGCGGAAGCCCGGGAAGCGCAUCCCAGGAGAGCUUGUGUCCCAGAUCUUGCUGUUCACAGCCGGUUGAGCUGGGGGGUAGGGGGCUAAUCAGGGGUCCCCUAAUCCUGCUUAGGCUCCUAGUGGCGUCUAGCUUCGGAACAGCAGCUAAACAGGCAGGGUCUGGUGCUCGGGUUGUCCGUUCUUCCCUUUCUUCCUCGCCACUCUUGAGCUGUCCUACAGGACCCAGGGAUCUGCAGGAGGGACCUGAGCCGCGGCGCGAGGAUGGGAAACAGCGCCCUCCGCGCUCAUGUGGAAACCGCGCAAAAAACCGGUGUCUUUCAACUUAAGGACCGCGGGCUGACUGAGUUCCCUUCAGAGUUGCAGAAGCUGACGAGCAAUCUCAGGACCAUCGACUUAUCCAACAACAAGAUAGAGAGCCUACCGCCCAUGAUUAUAGGGAAGUUCACUCUGCUGAAGAGCCUCUCCUUGAACAACAACAAACUGAAUAUUCUCCCUGAUGAGUUACACAAUCUGAAAAAACUAGAGACACUAAGCUUAAACAACAAUCACUUGAGAGAACUGCCCUCUACCUUUGGGCAACUGUCUGCCCUCAAGACCCUGAGCCUCUCUGGAAACCAGCUACGAGCACUACCACCCCAACUUUGUAGCCUGCGGCAUCUGGAUGUGGUGGAUCUCUCCAAGAACCAGAUUCGGAGCAUACCUGACAUAGUGGGGGAGCUGCAGGUCAUCGAACUUAACCUCAACCAGAAUCAGAUAUCUCAGAUUUCAGUAAAGAUAUCUUGCUGUCCUCGUCUUAAAGUUCUUCGUCUGGAAGAGAACUGCCUUGAACUCAGCAUGCUUCCACAGAGCAUCCUCAGUGAUUCCCAGAUCUGCCUGCUUGCUGUGGAAGGCAACCUUUUUGAAAUAAAGAAGCUUCGAGAACUAGAAGGCUAUGAUAAGUAUAUGGAGAGGUUCACGGCCACCAAGAAGAAGUUUGCAUGACGUUCUCCAUAAGCAUGGGAAUCCUCGUAGAACAUUUGGAACCUGUUGCAACUGGCUCAAUCAAAGGCUCUUACUGUUGUCAAGGAUAUCUGCAGUAAGGAGCUGAUACUUCAGGAGAUUAUGUUUUAUUUGAUCUUUUUUCCUUUCCAGGACUUAUCUGAAAUAAGCUAAAAGGAAUCAACAGGAAAUUUACCCUUUUGAGGCAUGGAUAGGGCAGUGGACAAUGUUGAUCUUCAAAAUCAUCAUUAGUUUGGCUUUGAGAAGUCAAUAGCUAGUUGCUAUUUAUACAGUGAGGAGGGGAUGCUGCCUGCUAAUAGCUCCAAUACCACAGCUUGAAAUUUCAUGUUUAGUUUCAACGUGUGAGCUUUCACAAAAUUAGCUGCCAUCCCACUUCUGUUGACAUUUCACGUUUUUAUGAAAUUCAAGUAACUUGUCAGAGGCUGCUAUGGUAAUCUAAGGAUUUGUGUUUUAUGCCAGUCCAUCCGUUCAACUAUAGUAUUUAUACUUUGACUUUAGGGUCUAUAUAAAUAUGUGAGUGUCUUGAGUAAAAGUGUACUUUGUCGGAGAAGCACCAAUACAACACUAAGAGAUGGAUCCCAAGGCUGCAGUAGCAAAUUCUUUACUAUUGCAGGUGCCUUAUUGGUAGAGGGCUUGGAGAGCUAAAACCAUAUAUGCAAAAUUUGUAAGAUAAAAAAGAAUUUAAUAAUCAAGAUUUUCCUGAAGCUUUGUUAGAAAUAAUGUCUUAUUUCUGGUAAUCCUUUUCCUCUUUUUGUAUUUAUAAGUCUACUAAUCAAAUUAUCAAAAAACUACUGCAAUUAUUUUAAAACAACCUAUGUUUAUCAAGUUUAUUCUCUGAAUGAGAGAAUAUACCAAAUAAAGAAUUUUUAAUGAA
Phyllostomus discolor (pale spear-nosed bat) is the source of this 1896-nucleotide messenger RNA. RefSeq names its product leucine rich repeat containing 57 (gene LRRC57). The record is from RefSeq and is a predicted model, not a curated record. The transcript is spliced from 6 exons. The coding region runs from base 285 to 1004 and encodes 239 amino acids. Lineage: Eukaryota; Metazoa; Chordata; Mammalia; Chiroptera; Phyllostomidae. Gene Ontology annotation, molecular function: protein binding.